AUGCCUUCCCUCGGCGGAUUCCUUAAGAAAAAGAGGACGAGGGACAGCACCUCCACGUCAAACCCGACCAGCCCCGUCGCUGGAACGGCACUGUCCAAACCCUUCGGCUCGACCUCGUCGCAGCAGCGAUCCAGCGCAGCCUCGGGCUCGCAGGAGCUAGGAGCAUCAAUUGCCACCCAGCUCGGCCAAUCUUCCAUAUCAUCUGCAUCGGGCGCUCAGGCGCAGGAGUCGCAGCCGGAGCAGGCGCAGCCGACGACGAUGAACCCCCAACCGAGCACCGGCGCGGCCUUUGCGACGCCGCCAACGCCGCAGCAAGCGCAGCAGCAGCAGCAGCAGGAUCCGCAAAGCCUCCCCACCAUCAGCAACCUCAUCAACGUACCUCAGAAUGACGGCACCACCUCCUCCGCCGUCAACAGCAUUAACAACGGCUACUCUCCCUCACCGCACCACCUGACCCAGACCCCCCCUUUCCCGAGCGAGAGCCCCGGGACCGAUCCUGCUCGGAUGCAGCAGCAGCAGCAACAAGCCUACCCACAGCCGACGAUGCAGCCGAGCCAGCAGCCCGCGCCCACGUCCGAUGGGCAACCGCAGCAGCCGCACAACCAACCGCACCACCAGCAUCAGCUGAGUCACUCGACACCUCGAAUCACAAAGGGCAAGUACUCGCUCGGCGAUUUCGACAUCCAGAGGACCCUCGGCACCGGUAGCUUCGGUCGUGUCCACCUCGUCCAAUCGAAGCACAACCAACGGUUCUAUGCCGUCAAGGUGCUGAAAAAGGCCCAGGUCGUCAAGAUGAAGCAGGUCGAGCACACCAACGACGAGCGCCGCAUGCUGGCCGACGUGAAGCAUCCCUUUCUCAUCACCCUAUGGGGCACCUUUCAGGACUCGAAAAACCUCUACAUGGUCAUGGAUUUCGUCGAGGGCGGCGAGCUCUUCUCCCUCCUGAGGAAGUCGGGUCGCUUCCCGAAUCCCGUCGCCAAGUUCUACGCCGCCGAGGCGACGCUGGCAAUCGAGUACCUUCAUUCGAAAAACAUCAUCUACCGAGAUUUGAAGCCGGAGAAUCUGCUGCUCGACCGGCACGGCCACCUCAAGAUCACCGACUUUGGCUUCGCCAAGCGGGUGCCCGACAAGACGUGGACCCUCUGCGGCACGCCCGACUAUCUCGCCCCCGAGGUCGUCUCCAACAAGGGGUAUAACAAAUCCGUCGACUGGUGGUCCCUCGGCAUCUUGAUAUACGAAAUGCUCUGCGGUUACACUCCCUUCUGGGAUAGUGGAUCGCCCAUGAGGAUAUACGAAAACAUCCUCAAGGGCAAGGUCAAGUACCCAGCCUACAUCAACGCCGACGCGCAGAACUUGCUGGAACGGCUCGUGACGGCCGACCUGACGAAGCGACUGGGCAACCUGUACGGCGGCUCGCAGGACAUCAGGAGCCAUCCUUGGUUCACCGAGGUGACGUGGGACCGCCUGGCCCGCAAGGACAUUGACGCUCCCUACACACCACCCGUCAAGGCCGGUCAGGGCGACGCAAGCCAGUUCGACAAGUACCCCGAGGACCCGGAACCGUACGGGGCCACAGGAGUGUCCGACGACUACGGCCAUCUGUUUACCGAUUUUUGA
Molecule: messenger RNA, 1617 nt
Organism: Drechmeria coniospora
Lineage: Eukaryota; Fungi; Ascomycota; Sordariomycetes; Hypocreales; Ophiocordycipitaceae
Product: cAMP-dependent protein kinase catalytic subunit
Exons: 4
Coding region: 1-1617 (538 amino acids)
Biological process (GO): peptidyl-serine phosphorylation
Cellular component (GO): nucleus; cAMP-dependent protein kinase complex
Molecular function (GO): ATP binding; cAMP-dependent protein kinase activity
Source: RefSeq, a predicted model, not a curated record